Esox lucius (northern pike) is the source of this 2609-nucleotide messenger RNA. It is a transcript of the gene hdhd3, whose product is annotated as haloacid dehalogenase-like hydrolase domain containing 3. Bases 440 to 1174 code for a protein of 244 amino acids. The transcript is spliced from 3 exons. The record is from RefSeq and is a predicted model, not a curated record. Lineage: Eukaryota; Metazoa; Chordata; Actinopteri; Esociformes; Esocidae.
AAUGUUUCAACUACAUAUUGAGAACUCGUAUUUCAUAGUUUCUCAUUUUGAAGAGAAACGUUAUAGUGAGACAUUUAGUUUUACUGACAAAUAAAUUGUAGCGCGACGAAAGCUUUGGCUGUAUUCCAAUCAUCCAUUUUGUACCCUAUUUAUAGAAAUUGUAUUAGUUAUUAUCGACAUAAAAUUUAGAGUUAGUGUUGACAACUGCUCCCUCACGAGGAGACUGACACAAAAAUGUCGUUCAGACAUCUGUUUAUUUGAAUUUGAAAGAAUGCCCACCAGCAUUAUUUAGACACGUGACUUUAUAGUUAGCGUUGCGUUGUUAGGUUCUUUUGAGUUAGCUUUGCAAGUGUGUAAACUUUUGAUUAGUCUUCGGUCUUAGUCAAGUUGAGUUGAUUCAUCUAGCUGCAGUGAAUGUUUUUCUAUUUUGCACUGUGUGAUGCGUGGGCCACUUCUCUGGGUGCUAUGGGACGUGAAAGACACCCUGCUGAGGGUACGCAGGUCGGUGGGUGAGCAGUACUGUCAAGAGGCCAGGCGAACAGCAGGUUUCAGUCUCAACCCAACAGUUGCGGAGGGUGCAUUCCGCCAGUCCUUCGACCAGUACUCCAAACUCUACCCCAACUAUGGUAUUGACCAGGGCUUGGGGGGGAAACCCUGGUGGAUGGGUGUGGUGCGAGACACCUUCUCCCUUUGCGGAGUAGAGGACCCAGCGCUACUGGACAGACUAGCACACAACCUGUAUCACGGCUUCUGCAGCCCUGAUAACUGGGAGGUGUAUCCAGAUUCAGUACGGACGUUAGAGAGCAUUUCCUCCCUGGGUCUGAGGCAGGGUGUGGUAUCCAAUUUCGACAAACGCCUAGAGGGAAUUCUACAAGGCUGUGGCCUGCUGUCUCACUUCAGCUUCCUGCUUACCUCAGAGGAGGCCGGAAUAGCCAAGCCCGACCCGGCAAUCUUCCAACAGGCACUUGAGAAAUGUGGUUUCCCAGCCGCCAGCGUAGCUCACAUUGGGGACCACUAUGUUAAUGACUACCUGACCUCUCGGUCACUGGGCCUUCAUGGGUAUUUGCUAGACAGGCAAGGCAGGAAUAAAUUCCCUGAUGUUCCACCACUGCAUCGGUUAAAGACGUUGGAUGAGCUACCUGCUCGUCUUAAGCAGGAAAUGGACCAAAUGUGAUAAUAUUAAGUAUUAAUUAAAUAUUAGGCUCUAGACAAUCCUGUUAGUCAAUGUGUACGUAAGUAUCUUAAAAUGAUGUGAUCAUGAGGAUGAGGUUUAAAAGACCAAAUUAUGUAAAUAAAUACAAAAAAUACAAAAUGUUGGGAGUUUUUUAACCAAAUGACACUUUACUACAAUGUAAACUAGUGAGUGUACAGCUUGUAUAAUAGUGUCCCCUCAAAAUAACACAACACACAACCAUUAAUGUCUAAACCGCUGGCAACCAAAGUGGUGAGUACACCCUGAAGUGAAAAUGUGAUCUUAGCGACGCCUCUGGGCACCAACAAUCAUACCAAGGUCAAUCACAUAGAUUACACAUUCUCUAUUCUACUAUUUGCUCAAACAACAACUAAACCUCUUGACCACGUCUGCAUGCUUUACACAUUGAGUUGCAGCCACAUUUUUGUGGGAUUUCUUAAUUGGGUUGCCUUUAUCAAUGAAUGUUUGGAAUAUUGCUCAGAUAUUGUCCACAAAUGAGUCCAAAUAUAUAUUUAAAAAAAAUUACUUUCCAGGAGGUGUACUUACUUUUUUUAUGACUGCAUCAACUCCUUUGGUGAAAUACAUUGAUGUUAAUCUCUGAUCACUUGCCUGUUCCAUCGUACAGUGUUUUUACAUUAUUUGUAUUGUAUGUAAUUGACUUUCAGUUGUAAUUCAUUUGGACAGGAUGUCAUUGUAAAUGAGGAUAAAUGCAUACAUUUUGCAGUACAGUAAGGUGUAAACGCAAUUGCACUUGUGCUAGGCAUUCAGUGAAUCCCUUGAUCAGAACAGAGUAGUAGUAUUGGUGAAAGUGUGUUAUCACAGCUGUGGUGAGGUCUCGUCUUAAUUGACAUGGAGCUGUCAUGGGCUACACUCUACUUUGCCAGGUAGGGCGAAGGCGGCUUGGAUUAUGUAGAUCCAGGGACCCUCCCAUUAUUGUUCAUAUCCACAAAACAUCAGUGAUUUAUUUGUUGUGAAUUCUGUUACAUACACAGUACCACUCAAAGGUUUGGACAGACAUGAAUGGGUAAGUGUAUCCAAACUUUUGACAGAAAUGUGUGUAUAUAUAUGUGUGUGUGUGUGUGUAUAUAUACACACACAUAUAGAGAAAUAUAUAUAGAGAUAGAGAGACUGUUAUAUAGAUAUAUAGUUGUUGAAAAUAUGACAACACUAGACAUUCAGGCUUAAAAAUCAGUUUUCAAAGGAAAGGACAAGAUCAAAGAUGUGUUUUUAAAUAUUUAUGCAUUUAUUUAUCUACAACUAAAAUAAAAAAUAAAGCUCAUCCAUUUGUCAUCACCAAUGAGAGGCAAACCAGUUGUUUCUUUUGGAUGAGAAAAAUGUAUGUCAAGUCUAUUUCUCAACUACACUGGGUGACAUGGUGCUGAGAGAUGCAAUGUCCAUUAAAAGAUGGUCUGCCUUU